This is a messenger RNA of Lachnellula hyalina, 1137 nucleotides long. It is a transcript of the gene Dnajb13, whose product is annotated as DnaJ subfamily B member 13-like protein. The record is from RefSeq and is a predicted model, not a curated record. The transcript has 3 exons. Gene Ontology annotation, biological process: translational initiation. Bases 1 to 1137 code for a protein of 378 amino acids. Gene Ontology annotation, cellular component: cytosol. Lineage: Eukaryota; Fungi; Ascomycota; Leotiomycetes; Helotiales; Lachnaceae. Gene Ontology annotation, molecular function: protein-folding chaperone binding.
AUGGUAGCAGAAACGAAACUCUACGAUGUCCUGGGCAUUAAGGCGGAUGCCACCCAGGACCAGAUCAAGAAGGCGUACCAUAAAUCGGCCCUUAAAUACCACCCCGAUAAAAACGCAGACAAACCAGAUGCUAGCGAGAAGUUCAAGGAAGUCAGUCAAGCCUACGAAGUUCUCCAAGACCCCUCGAAGCGGAAAAUAUACGAUCAAUACGGCCUAGAAUACCUGCUCCGGGGCGGCCCACCACCGCCCGAGCCGGGUGCGGGGGGUAACCCAUACGCAGGUGCUACGGGUGGAGGGGGUGGAAUGCCAGCGGGAUUCAACUUCGGAUCAGCAGGCGGUAUGCCAUCGGGCGGCGGACCACAAGGCUUCCACUAUGAGUUCAGCCCGAGCGGCGGCGGCAGCGGAGGUGGAUUCAGCUUCAGCAACCCGGACUCGAUAUUCUCGGAGUUCUUGCGGGGCCAAGGGGGGAUGGGGGGAUCGUCGGGCUUCGAGGAUAUUUUUUCGGAUAUACCCAGAUCCCGCGCUUCGGGUGGACGGUCACGGGCUUCUAACUUUGGUGCGGCGGAGGCUGCGUCGGCGAGACCCAGAACACCGACUAUGGAGGUCACGACGGUGGAGAGGCCGCUGCCGUUGACGCUCGAGGAGUUGUAUAAGGGGGCGCAUAAGAAGAUGAAGAUUAAGCGGAAGGCGUUUGACGAGGUAACGGGGAAGCGAACUACGCAGGAUAAGGUGUUGGAGAUGGAUAUCAAGCCUGGAUUGAAGAAAGGCAGCAAGAUUAAGUUUAAAGGUGUGGGUGAUCAAGAAGAAGGCGGGCAGCAGGAUUUGCAUUUCCUGAUUGAAGAGAAAAAACAUCCUCUCUACACACGUGAAGGCGACGACUUGCACUUCAAGGUCGAUUUAGACCUAAAGGAAGCUCUGACCGGCUGGAAGCGAACAGUCACCACUAUUGACGGCCGGCAAAUCAACAUCGAAAAGGGCGGCCCGACGCAACCGGGAAGUAGUGACACGUAUCCUAACCUGGGUAUGCCGCUCAGCAAGAAGCCAGAUCAGAGGGGUAACUUUGUUGUCACGUAUAAUGUCAAGUUCCCUACCUUCCUGAGUCAGGAGCAGAAGAAGAAGUUGAAGGAGAUUUUGUGA